Molecule: messenger RNA, 2888 nt
Organism: Macadamia integrifolia
Lineage: Eukaryota; Viridiplantae; Streptophyta; Magnoliopsida; Proteales; Proteaceae
Product: protein CNGC15b-like
Exons: 7
Coding region: 545-2701 (718 amino acids)
Biological process (GO): monoatomic ion transport; transmembrane transport
Cellular component (GO): membrane
Molecular function (GO): monoatomic ion channel activity
Source: RefSeq, a predicted model, not a curated record
UAAAGUUUGUACUUAAACUAUUGUCUUCUAAUCAGAAACCUUCUUGUACUCGUCUUUCAGUUUGAUAUUGAUUUGGUAAACCUGCUUUUGGGUCUCUGGUUUUUCUUUCAAUACAAUUUCCAGUCUCCACUUUCUCUGAACUGUCUAUUGAUUCUCUGCGUUCUCUUCUUCAAUCCCAUGAGAGAUAGGGAUUUAGUUUUUUUGAGUAUAUCAAUAUAUGCUCCUAUUUAUCUUUUUGCAGUUUCAGAGGUUGGGUCUUCUUUUUAAUCAUUUGUUUAUGAAUAGGUUAAACAAAAUCUGAUUUUAAGGGUUUAUUGCUUUUAUCAGUUUCUGCUUCUGACCAGAUUGAGUGAUUAGGGGAUUUUCCCCAAAUUGAGGAGAUAGUCCUCACAGCUUCUUCUCCAAGUUGAUAGAUUUUUGCCCACUUCACAUGGUUCUUGAUGAUCAAAAGAUGAUGGAAGGUUCUUUUUUUAAAGAAAACCAGAAGAAGAUAAUGUGAUUUCAAAUCCAGAGUGGACACCAGGGAACUUGUUGAGGAACUGCCAUGGCUUAUGGUAGAUCAAAAUCAGUAAGAUUUCAAGAUGAUCUUGAACUUACAAAAAUCACGAACAGAGGAAAUUACAAGAUUGAUCUCGAAUACAAGUUUGAUGGAACACAUAUAUCUGAACCAAGCUCUAAGAAAGCUAAUAGGGAUGUACCUGAGAAGGUAGGGGGGUCAUUCAGAUCUAAAUUACUGCCCAGAGUCUUCUCUGAGGACCAUGAGAGAAAAAAGAAGAGGAUAUUGGAUCCUCGAGGACCAGUGAUACGCAGAUGGAAUAAAAUUUUCUUGGGAGCAUGUUUAAUAUCUCUUUUCGUGGAUCCUAUGUUAGCUUACUUGCCGGAAGUUGAGAUUACUGAACUGUGCGUAGCUAAAGGGAUGUCCCUCAAAGUUGCACUUACUAUUAUACGAUCGAUAGCAGAUUUAUUUUACUUCGUAAAUAUAUUUAUUCGAUUCCGAACAGCUUAUGUUGCUCCUUCCUUACGUGUAUUUGGGAGAGGGGAGCUUGUUAUAGACCCUACGAAGAUCGCCUUGAGGUACUUAGCCAGGAGCUUCUGGAUUGACCUUGUGGCUGCACUUCCUCUUCCGCAGGUUUUAAUUUGGGCGAUAAUGCCCAAUCUAAGUAGUACAACAAUACUGACCACUGUCAGGAAUUCACUUCUCCUCCUCAUCAUCUUCCAAUACCUCCCGAGGUUAAUUCUUGUAUUUCCAUUAUCAUCUCAAAUUGCAAAGUCCACUGGGGUUAUGACAAACACGGCGUGGGCAGGGGCUGCUUAUAAUCUGAUGCUCUUCGUACUGUCAGGCCAUGUAUUAGGAGCUUGCUUCUACCUUUUACAAAUUGAGCGACAAGAGUCAUGUUGGAGAAAGGUCUGCAGAAACGAGACAUCUUGUAAAUAUAGUUUCUUUGACUGCCAUGAGAAGGACAACCCUAGUAGGGUCAAUUGGUUCAGUUCCAGCAAUGUCUCAACUCUAUGUAUUCCCGAUUCAGAUCCAAACCAUGGCUUUGUUGAGUUUGGUAUAUAUGGUGCUGCAGUUAACCUUUCAGUUGCCAACACAACAUUUAUUGAAAAAUACUUGUACUGUCAGUGGUGGGGUCUGAUGAACUUGAGUUCUUUAGGACAGAAUAAUACAUUAAGCACGUACGUUGGAGAAUUAAUGUUUGCAAUGACCAUUCCAAUUCUUGGAUUGGUGCUUUUUGCAUUGGUUAUCGGAAAUAUUCAAACAUAUCUCCAAUCCAACUCAACCCGAUUGGAAGAGUGGAGGAACAAGGCAAGUGAUGCAGAGCAAUGGAUGCGUCACAGGCAGCUACCACAAGAUUUGAGGCAAUCGGUACGAAGAUAUGGCCAAUACAGGUGGAUUGCAACACAAGGAGUUGAUGAAGAAACCCUUCUCAAAGGUCUGCCAUUUGAUUUUCGAAGAGACAUCAAGCGUCACCUCUGCUUGGAACUUGUUCGACAAGUUCCACUGUUUGAUCAAAUUAUGGAUGAACGGAUGUUGGAUGCUAUAUGCGAGAGACUGAAGCCUGCUCUACGCACACAAGGUGCAUGCCUAGUGCGCGAGGGUGACCUUGUCAAUGAGAUGCUCUUCAUCAUCCGAGGUCAGCUAGACUCUUACACUACCGAUGGUGGGCGAAUAGGGUUCUUCAAUUCAUGUCGUAUUGGCCCUGGUGAUUUCUGUGGUGAGGAACUACUGACAUGGGCACUAGAUCCACAACCCAGUGUCAUCCUCCCAUCAUCCACACGGACAGUAAAGGCAAUUUCUGAGGUUGAAGCAUUUGUACUCAGUGCUGACGACUUAAAGUUUGUAGCUUCACAAUUCCGAAAGCUUCAUAGCCAGCAACUUAGAGACACAUUCAGGUUCCACUCACACCAAUGGCGCACUUGGGCUGCGUGUUACAUACAAGCAGCAUGGAGGAGGUUUAAGAGACGGAAGGAAAUGGGUGAAGGCAGAGCUGGGGAGAGCUCCAUGGCAACCUCACCUGAGCAUGACCCAGAAUCUAAACAAGUGGGUACGACCCUGCUACAACCUGGCAUGAGCUUAGCUGCUACGUUUACAUCACGGCUAGCAGCAAGUACCAGGAGACGCAUAGGAGGCAGUCGCAAUCCUGUUGUUAGCUCAUAUCAAAAACCAGCAGAUCCUGACUUUACAAUAGAGGAUGAAUGAACUUGUAUGUUUAUUAAACAGUAGUUAUUUGUGUUAUGUACCUACCUCUAGGAAUACUGAUCUUCUUUUCUUUUUUGGGUGAACUCUAGGCAUACCAAGUCUGUGUCAAUGGUGUGAUACUGUGAUUCAUGUUGAUUCUUAAAAAAAUCAUCUCUCUUUAUUUUUUAUACAAUUAGUAACUUAUAUA